AUGAAGGCUGUAUACUUGUAUGCCUCGGUGCUGUGUGGCAUAUCAGCCACGGUGGCUCAAUCGACAACAUCGAGUGCUAGCGAAGGAACGGGUGCAACGGAUUCGGAUACGUCGACAAGCCUUUCACUCGAAACUGCCUAUGCCGGCUCGUCAACAUUUACAGCAACGGCAGUCACGGAGAUUACAUCUACAAUAACCUCAACGGACGCUAAUGGCGAUACCUCCUUGAUAAUUACUUCAUAUGCAACUACUAGCACAGAGACAAUAUCUGGAACUAGUAGUACCACGUUCAGUUCCGUAGUGGCCAGCAGCUCCAUCGAUACGGACAGCGUCACUACUAUAAGCAGCACAACUAGCAGUGCAAGCACAUUCAGUACGACUUCCACUACAUCGUCCAUCACUACUGCUACAACAAGCCCAACGACGCCUACGACAACGACACUUCCUAUAUCGACAGACGCAAGUUCCUACCUUUCGUAUGCGUUUCCAACCGGUGCACCUCAGCCCACCUGGGCAACGGGAGAGUACUAUACAAUGCUGGCUUCGGCCAUAUACAGUGUCGAUCGGUCAUUCAUUCAACAAUCAGACUACCAAUCCAUCAUCUCGGCCAUUCAGAGUGCCGCUGACAAGGCGGGUAACCAAGUGUCAGCCUCGGUGGAGAGUUCUGCUUGGGGCUGGGGUGCCAUCACCACAAAUGCCUGGUACCAAGAUCAAGUUCCUGCUGCCUUACAAACCGAGGUCCUGGACUACAACAGUGCUUGGCACAGCGCUGUAUCGAGCAUACAAGCACUCGCCACUGCUACGACACCGAAUCGUACCGUCGCAGCAGCACCAGCUCCAAGAUGCACCGGCAUAGCAAUGGCUGGCAUUGCUGCCGGCAUGGCCGGCAUAUUUGUGGCAAUGUAG
Pestalotiopsis fici W106-1 is the source of this 906-nucleotide messenger RNA. RefSeq lists its product as uncharacterized. The record is from RefSeq and is a predicted model, not a curated record. The coding region runs from base 1 to 906 and encodes 301 amino acids. Lineage: Eukaryota; Fungi; Ascomycota; Sordariomycetes; Amphisphaeriales; Sporocadaceae. The transcript has a single exon.